Messenger RNA from Cyprinus carpio (common carp), 679 nucleotides. RefSeq names its product hemagglutinin/amebocyte aggregation factor-like. The record is from RefSeq and is a predicted model, not a curated record. Lineage: Eukaryota; Metazoa; Chordata; Actinopteri; Cypriniformes; Cyprinidae.
AGAAAGCACUCAGGACGAGCACUGGUCAAAAGUGUUUGCGCAGCAACAGCUUAGAUAAACACCACAAAUUGCAAUUGCAUCCCUGAACACUAUGAAGACAGUUACUCUGUUUCUGCUGCUGAUUGGACUGGUGGGUCGUGCACAAGGCUGGCGGAACAGUUAUGAUGGGGUUCUAAAUUUUCAAUGUCCUGCUGGCCAGUCAAUAUCCUCCAUAACCAGCGAAAACAACAAUAACUAUGAGGACCGGGUUUGGGACUUUGGCUGUCAAGCCACCAAGAGUGAAAGCUGUUUCUGGACAAGUUACGUCAAUGACUUCGACCAAGUGAUCUUAUUUGAGUGUCCAGCACAACACGUGAUUGCAGGAAUGAGCAGCUACCACAGCAACAGCCAUGAGGACAGACGCUGGAAGUUUCUUUGCUGUAGAAGUAGUUGUGUUUCUGCAAACUGUCAUUGGACCUCGUACGUGAACUCCUUUGAUGAGUACUUCCACUGGAUUGUGCCUUCCCAGAACUUUCUGGUGGGCACUGGAAGCUACCAUCAAAAUCGUGAAGAAGAUCGACGAUUUAGGUUCAAGGUCUGUUCCCAGCGCAGAUGUUGAUUCCAAGAUUCAAUAUUCUCUCACAAUUCAUGAUGAAUGUUCUCUCAUGAUCCUCUGAAAUAAAUGCAAGUUGAAAACAAA